AGGUACUCCGUACCCUGUAUUCCUGUAUUGGCUUCGGCGCCUGGGGCUGUACUGUAGGAAGACCCUGUGGCACGUGAACCUCCUGACUUCUCACACUCUCUGCCCACUGUUCCCCAUUGCUCUAUUCGUGGUUCAAUUCAAGCUUCAACCCAGUUACCUUUGAUUGUCAAUCUUUAUCUCUUUUUCUUAAGUGGCUUAAAGUGACCCGUCCGUUUCCAAUUCUGACCUCGACUGUGCUAACGUUGCGCCCUUUUGGGCCAGCGACCGCGCUGCAUCGGCCACCUCGAGGCUACAAUCAAACUCAUCACUCUUAAAUUCUCCGACCUCUAGUUCAGUCGAUCUGAACAGGGAUACCUACGCGAUGGGUACUCUCCGUCUCGCAAGGCUGAGGUCUAUCCUCCUGGCCAUGAUUACCAUUCUCCUCGUCAGCGCGAUCUAUCUAUACUGGAUCCCGACCCCUGCUUCGACUCCUGCCUCCGUGGUUCCCAAUACGGCCUUCCAGGUGCCUCUGGCGGAGCGACAGAAUGCUUUCUGGAAAGCAUUGCAUCCGAUCCUGCAGAAAAAUGCCCCCGCGAACCCUCCCCCCGAACGUCGCGGAGAUGUUGGUGCGAUUCACUUCAAUGCCUCCUCGACCGAUCCGCGACCCGACCUGAUCCUCCUCAACGACCAAGACCGAAAUGCGAUGCAAGUGGCGCACGAGAACUUUGUCCUUGAUGUUCGUCAUUCGAAGGCCUUGCGACCGGUGCAUAGACCUGGGUCCCGAGGUAUUGUGUCGACCGCGGGGGGUUCAUACUUGCCCGUGUUCUUGUCGUCGUUGCGGAUGCUGCGUCGGGUUGGAUCUACACUACCGGUGGAGGUAUACAUGAAGGAUUCGACAGAGUAUGAGAAGCGCAUCUGUGAUGGGAUCCUUCCGAAAUUGAAUGCGCGGUGUCUUGUUCUGGCGGACGUGGUGGGCAAGGAGGCUAUUGCGCACUACCAGCUCAAGGUGUUCGCCAUGCUGUUCUCCUCGUUUGAAGAAAUUCUCUGGAUGGAUGCGGACGUCUUCCCACUGUACAAACCCGAGGAGGUCUUCGACGCAGACCCGUUCAAGUCCGCAGGGCUGAUCACCUGGCCUGACUUCUGGGCGUCAUCAGUGUCUCCGGCCUACUUUGCUCUCUCGCAACAACAAGAACCACCCAUGUCUGCACGACAGUCGUCGGAAACAGGCGCCCUCAUGGUGUCGAAAAAGACCCAUCUCACGACCUUGCUUUUGGCGGCCUACUACAACUACUACGGCCCUUCGCAUUACUUCCGGCUACUAUCGCAAGGCGGCCCAGGCGAGGGCGACAAGGAGACCUUUCUACAGGCAGCGUCGGCUGUAGGGGAGCCGUUCUACGCCGUGAGCGAACGUGUGGCAGCCAUCGGUCAUCCAAAGGACGGUGAAGACGGAAUCUCAGGAUCGGCCAUGGCACAAGCAGAUCCCAUUCACGACUACGUCCUGACGAGCCAGGAUAAAUUGCGAGUCCAGGACCCGUCUGUGGCCGAGCCUCCACGAGUGUUCUUCAUCCACGCACAUUAUCCCAAGUUCAACCCCGCCGAAAAUGUCUUUGGCAUGAAGUGGGAAACCGCCCCGACCCUUCGACCCGAUGGCACCGAUGGACGAGCAUGGACGACACCCGAGGACACACUGCAGCGGUUUGGAUACGAUGCGGAGAAGGCAUACUGGGAAGAGAUCAAAUGGGUCAGCUGCAAUCCGGACGUCGAGUUUCGGACGUGGAAUGACAAGCCGAAGGUCUGCGCCAGGGUCGAGAACUACUGGCAGAAUGUGUUUGCGGAGCCGCAUCAAGAUGAUCCUAAAUUCGGGGGGUGAUGACUGACGGGGUCCAUGGAUCUAUCAUUAACGCCAUAAAAGGCGUAUAUUCCUACCACGCAUUGAUGGGUGUGGCUUCUUGUUGCAUGGUUGGAAUGCCUUCCCCCGCCCAAGGGAAGUUGCGCCGGAGUCCAGGGCAUAUCGCGACCAGCGGUUUGCUUCAGAAUGUCACCCUUGGCUGAAUAUACACAGCAUACUGUUGCUACGAGUGGAAGACCAUCAUGUUAAUAUCUCCAUUAUUAAGAUACAAGUCAUGAGACCAUGGCAAAUCUAAUGAUACACAACCCAACCAAAAAUGCUAAACAAUCAUAAACGACAUCGUAAGACUCAUGCACCUAUUUAAUUGAUACCCUUCUCGCGCAGUCUCAACUCAUCAUCCUUCUGGAGGUCGUGGUCGA
This is a messenger RNA of Aspergillus ruber CBS 135680, 2247 nucleotides long. Its product is annotated as alpha-mannosyltransferase. The record is from RefSeq and is a predicted model, not a curated record. Lineage: Eukaryota; Fungi; Ascomycota; Eurotiomycetes; Eurotiales; Aspergillaceae. Gene Ontology annotation, biological process: mannan biosynthetic process. The transcript has a single exon. Gene Ontology annotation, cellular component: Golgi apparatus. Gene Ontology annotation, molecular function: alpha-1,2-mannosyltransferase activity. Bases 362 to 1849 code for a protein of 495 amino acids.